AUGAAUGCUAUGAUACUAUUAUUAAAAAAGCCAUUUAAAAAUUCUUUAAGUUAUGCACAAAACUACUUUGUAAAAAGAUUCUCGCAGUAUAACCACGAAGAGCGACUGUUUACAAAUUUACACAGGAAGGAGAGACGAUCGAUCAAAGAUGCCUUAGAUGAACAAACAAGAUUUGAAAUUACAAAGAUUCUUAAAAAAGAUCCAAUUGACAUUAUAAAAACUAUAGAAAAGUCGCGUCUGAGAGGCAAAAGCUCAGGAAUGCCUACGUUUCUGAAAAUGUUGGAUGUUAGAGAUGAAAUGGCCAAGGACAGCAAUAUCGAAAACAAACGUAAAACAAGUGUUGUCGUCAUCAAUGCAGCCGAAAACGAACCCGGGACUUUUAAAGAUAGAAUGCUGUUGUCUUAUGAACCGUUGAAGAUCAUUGAAGGAGCAUUGAUUGCUUCUAGUGCAGUAGACUCCACCCUUUGCUACAUAUAUACCCGAAAAGAUUACUACGCAGAAAUGAUUAACUUACAAAAAUCAAUAGUACAAUGUUAUGGAAGCAAACUAUUAGGAAGAAAUAUCCUUGGAACCAAUACAAAACUGGAUAUUCUUGUUCAUCCAGGUGCAGGUACUUAUAUCACCAGUGAAGAGUCCGCUUUAUUAGAAUCUCUCGAAGGUCGUUUUCCGAUCGCAAUGCAACUGCCUCAGCCCGUAAGUGCAAAGGGUUUAUUUGGAUUACCGACUCUUAUGCUGAAUGUGGAGACAGCAGCCAAUUUAUCUGAUAUCAUGAAGAGAGAAAUAUCGAAUAAGGAAGUUGAAAAUAAUUAUGAAACCAAGCUGUUUUGCAUCUCGGGAGAUGUGAACAAUCCAGGUAUAACAGAGGGGAAGUUAUCUUGUAGCUUGAAAGAACUCAUCGAAACACACACAGGGGGUGUGAAAGAUGGAUGGGACUCAUUGGUCGGCGUAUAUGCUGGGGGUCCAGCUUCAGGCAUUUUAAAUAAGGAACAGUGUGAACGGACGACUAUGGAUUACCAGACUUUGGAAGCACUUGGCUGCAAUCUUAAGAAUGGAUCACUUAUUGUGCUAAAUAACCAGGAUCAUGUUGUUGAUAGCCUUCUCAACUUCUUUAGGUUCUACUCCAAAGAAACUUGUCAUAUUUGUCCCGUUUGUCGUCCAGGAAUUGAAGAUGUUGAGGAUGUAUUGACUGAUUUACAACAUGGAACAGCGAAUUUUGGUGAAAUACAAAAUAUACUUUCACGUUUUCAACAACCUAUGCAAGAAGGUAUAGUUUGCGGUUUUGCUGAUAAUUUUCGACGCCCAUUUCUAACUUAUGUAAACAACUUUCAGCACGACCUCGUCCGACGAACACGAUGA
Messenger RNA from Schizosaccharomyces osmophilus, 1356 nucleotides. RefSeq names its product mitochondrial iron-sulfur cluster protein. The coding region runs from base 1 to 1356 and encodes 451 amino acids. The transcript is spliced from 2 exons. The record is from RefSeq and is a predicted model, not a curated record. Gene Ontology annotation, molecular function: 4 iron, 4 sulfur cluster binding. NCBI's taxonomy places the organism in Eukaryota, Fungi, Ascomycota, Schizosaccharomycetes, Schizosaccharomycetales, Schizosaccharomycetaceae.